Molecule: messenger RNA, 2162 nt
Organism: Pomacea canaliculata
Lineage: Eukaryota; Metazoa; Mollusca; Gastropoda; Architaenioglossa; Ampullariidae
Product: THO complex subunit 1-like
Exons: 20
Coding region: 54-2000 (648 amino acids)
Biological process (GO): signal transduction; mRNA export from nucleus; regulation of DNA-templated transcription elongation
Cellular component (GO): THO complex part of transcription export complex
Molecular function (GO): protein binding
Source: RefSeq, a predicted model, not a curated record
UGUUUUCACUCGCGCUGACUACGUCACCAAGUUCAGUGACCGUCGAAAGUAAAAUGGCGGCGCCCACGGAAUUCGACUUCAGCGUAGCUUGCGCAUCAUUUCAAAAUGUUGUUCAGAAAGCCGUUGACAACAAUGAUCCAGAUCAGUGUUUCACAUUUGUUGAAUCCUAUUGUGGAAAUGAGCAAGAAAAAAAGGCAGCACUUGAUCAAGCUAUAAGGGAUGUAUUGCGGCAUAUGAUUGUCCUUGACCAAGGCUGCGACAGGUACAAGCAAGUUAUAGGACUAGUGGUGCAGGCUGUGUUAAAAGAAAUGUGCUCAGCAUCCACCCCAAUCAUCAUGCUUUCUGAUGUGUUUGACAUGCUUGUGCUAGCUGACUGCGAAGUGAUGUUUAAUUUUGUGGAAGAUGGAGUUUCAACUUGGAAAGCUGAGCCCUUCUUUGAUGCAGGAAAAAACUAUUUGCUCAGAAUGUGCAAUGAUUUGAUUCGGCGCUUAUCAAAAUCCCAGAAUACUGUAUUUUGUGGUCGAAUUCAGCUCUUUUUAUCAAGGUUGUUCCCACUGUCAGAGAAAUCAGCCUUAAAUCUGAUGAGUCAGUUCAACGUGGAAAAUAUCACAGAGUAUGACAAGAAACCUUCAAAAAUCCCCGUAAAACAGGAGAAGAUGGAAGUAGAAGAUGGAGAAGAUACAGCAGCAAACUCCAUUGUGAUAGAUUACAACCUCUACUGCAAAUUUUGGUCUCUUCAGGAGUUUUUCCACAAACCUACUCAAUGCUUUGACAAGGCUCACUGGCGAAUAUUUCUUAUGCACUCAGAUGAAGUGCUUGGUGCCUUUUCAAGCUACAAGCUAGAUGAUCUGGUAUCACAGCGAAAGAAACUGGCAAGGCGAGAUGACCAAUCACAUAAUUUCUUUGCUAAAUAUCUUACCAGUGAAAAGCUUCUGGACCUCCAGUUGUCAGACAGUAAUUUCCGUCGCUAUGUGCUGGUGCAGUUUCUGAUUCUCUUCCAAUAUCUCACGUCUCCUGUCAGGUUCAAGAGUGCAACACAAAUGCUUAGUGAAGAACAAACACAGUGGGUGAAGACAUCAGAGGAGCGAGUGUAUCAGCUUAUUUGUGAGACGCCGCCUAGUGGUGACAAGUUUGCUGACACGGUCAAACACGUCCUUCAAAGAGAAGAGAACUGGAAUGCCUGGAAGAAUGAUAGUUGUCCUUCCUUUGAGAGAGAAAAAGCAAAAGAAGCAACAAAACCAAAAAGUCGGCCCAAGAAGCGUCGUAUUGGUGAUGAUCUGCAGGUCAGUGGUGGUAAGAUCAUCAAGAUGGGUAGUGAGGAGCUCACUCGUCUCUGGAACCUCAACCCAGACAACAUGGAUGCCUGUCGCUCUGAAAAACGGGAGUUUAUGCCUACAUUGGAAGAAUAUUUUGCAAAUGCGAUCGAGCAGAAUGACCCAGAAGCCAUGCUGGAGGAGCAGUACAAGGACAUUAAUAACCAGAACUUCCAAUGGAAAGGCUUAAGGCUGCUUGCUCGUCGCAGCCCCCACUUCUUCCUCCACUCCAACCAGCCUGCCAUGCCCCUACCCAGCUAUCUGGAACUCAUGAUUUCUAAAAUUGCCAAAGAGAUGCCUGCUCAUGGGACUGAGGAGAUGAAGACACAAGUGGGAGAGGAGGAAGAAGAUGACAUGAAGGAACCCCAGGAGGAUGAGGAGAAUGGAGAAGAGCAUGAGCAAAAUGACAAAGAAGAGGUGAACAAUCUUAUCACGCGAGAUCAAAUGGUGGCAUUAGGACGUCAGCUCGGUGAUAACUGGAGAAAACUGGCAACAGAGCUAGGCUUUGGUGGUGAAGACAUUGCAGACUUUGAGGAACUGCCUGAUGAAGAAACAAAACUGCCUGGCACUAAAAUGAUCUUUUUGUGGCAGGAUAUGGAUAAAGAAAACAGAGUGCAAGCACUAAAAGACGCAUUGAAAGAAAUUGGACUAUCAAGCAUUACAGAGUCUGUGUUCGGGUCAUCUUGAAGCAUGUCGUGUCUGUUUCAUGCAGUUUUCUAAUUAUCCUCCUUUUCAUCUUUGGUUGUUGCAGAAUGGCAUGCUUUUGUGUAUGGCUUAAAUGAUAAUUACACAAGAUGUUUUUGUUAAUCUCAUUGCUGGAAUCAUUUUUUGUAAACAAACAAAAAACGA